CCAUAGAAGAAAGAUGGGAGAAUCUUAAAGAAAGUUCUAAAAAAAUGAUUAAUAGUGUAUUAGACAAAUCAAGAAAAUCCAUUAGUAUGGAUCGUUUGAUCGUUGAAUCAGAGAAUAAUAAUACAACAAAAAUUAUUACGGAUGAAAAAGAAAUUAAAACAACAGUGCGAAACCAUUUUCAAAAUUGGACAAGGAAAAGGAACACCAACGAAACAAUAAUGAAAGAGUGGGAGAAGUGA
Molecule: messenger RNA, 239 nt
Organism: Diversispora eburnea
Lineage: Eukaryota; Fungi; Glomeromycota; Glomeromycetes; Diversisporales; Diversisporaceae
Source: the annotation of a GenBank genome assembly